Messenger RNA from Hyalella azteca, 5398 nucleotides. RefSeq lists its product as uncharacterized. The coding region runs from base 204 to 2831 and encodes 875 amino acids. NCBI's taxonomy places the organism in Eukaryota, Metazoa, Arthropoda, Malacostraca, Amphipoda, Hyalellidae. Gene Ontology annotation, molecular function: RNA binding. The record is from RefSeq and is a predicted model, not a curated record. The transcript has 15 exons.
AUUUUUUUCAUCAAGUGCGGAAAGAUUUAUUAAAUCCAGUAAAACUAUGUCGUCAGGGAGAGUCUUCACUGUUGAACUGUUCCUUUAUUAAUUCGGUUGGAAUUGGAUUUUGACGCACCGUGGCGACUUUAGUGAGGUGGCAACUUUAGUGGCAUUGACGGUAACUGUUAAGUGACUACGGACUACUCGGGACUAGAUCCAAAAUGAUGGCACCACUUCAUCUGCGUAAAAUUUUCAUUGGCGGGCUGGACUACAGCACCUCAAGUGAUGUUCUCAAGCAGCAUUUUUCAGCUUAUGGCGAUGUAGUUGAUGCUGUAGUUAUGAAAGACCAUUCUCUCAACAGGUCUCGGGGAUUUGGUUUUGUUACAUUUACCAAUGCAGAUCAUGUGGAUGCUGUUCAAAGAGCUCGGCCACAUAGAGUAGAUGGCAGAGUUGUGGAGACCAAACGAGCUAUGCCACGCAUGGAAACGACUAAUCUACCUUCAAAAAACUCUACUUCAGAAGGCUCAAACAAUAGACUCUUUAUUGGAGGCUUACCGCAGGACGCCAAAGAAGCUGAUAUUCAACAGUGCUUUGAGAAGUUCGGUCAGAUCACCUGUGUGAACAUCAUGUAUGACAGCUCCAGUGGACGGCAUCGAGGAUUUGCAUUCAUUGAUUUUAAUGACUAUGAUCCUGUUGACAAAAUUCUGUUGACCAGACAUCACGUUAUAAAAGGGAGAUCAAUAGAUGUUAAAAAGGCGAUCAGCAAAGCAGACAUUAACAAAUUGAAGAAUUUUUCCUCUGGUAAUGCGACGGAUGCUCAAGCUAUGCUGCACACAUUAUUGCAAAGCGCGGCCUCACUGCCGGCUCAGGCGUCAACUCUACUGCAUCCACAUGCUACUGCUACUGCGUCCAUACGUCUCCGUACUGCCGCAACUCGACCACAUUUUCCUACAGCUAAUACAGUUCCAAUUCGCGUUCCUGCGAAUGCCAUUCCAACCUUUGCACAUAAUAAUGUCACUUCCCCAUUCAGUUCAGGGAUUCAACCACAACUGAACUCAUUUAACGCAAGCAAUAAUAUACUUGGUGCUGGAAGGCAACAGCAACAAAACCCUAAUAACCAUGGUUGGCAGUACAGCGUUAGCAGCACAGCUGAGGUGCUACGAUGUAACGCCGGCUCAAGAGCUAGAGCUGGAAGCAAUGGCAGCAUUGAAACGCUAAAUAACCAGGAAACCAGUUCUAAUAUAAGUUCUGGGAAAGACCAAGUUCAUGACCAACUAAAUCCUGAAUUGAUUCAAAAUAUAUCAAAUCAUGAAACAUCUAGAAACGUUGCAACUCUGAAUAAUCACUCUAGUACAAAAAAUUACGCUAAUGCUGAAGUAUGGCAAAGCAAUGCUAACUGUGACGUGUGGCGCAACAAAAGCCAAGACGAUAAAAUUUCAAGUAGUACGAGUGCGAUGCUCACAGGUAUUAAAAGUGAGCCUCAUCCUGGAAUUUCUACUUCAUCACUAGGGAUCGCAAUCAAAUGCGAGGAUGCACCAAUGUCUGACGAUGGAAUGUCCAGCGAUGCCAGUCGUAUUAUCAACGGUACUGGAGAUAUGGGCCCUACCGACGCUUGUAGCAACAGCAUACAAUUUAACGGAAGAACGCAUGAUGAGGCAAAUUCUUCCAAUUUCAAUGCAAGAACAACUGAUGGGAAUUCAACACAAUCCUCUUCUGUAAACGAGUCUCUUCAAAACGGAUCCUUGGAUAUGUGUCCACCCAAUGCUCAUUUACUCUUCAUUGAACCCUUCUGUGGUGGAUCUCAUAAGCAGCUUCUGCAGACUAUUUUAUCUACAUCUGGACUCACACCUCCCGAUGCGGCCGCAGUUUUCACCUUGCCAGCCAAGAAGUGGCAUUGGCGCGCCCGCACCUCAGCCCUCAACUUCAGCCAAAGUAUCCCGUCUACGCACCUAUUCAGGGUAUUAUUUUGCUCAGCAACGUUGAACUUGUGUGAGCUGAUAGGACUGAGACCAGACCUCGCUCCUCUGCGCAAAAUCAUCUACUUCCACGAGAACCAACUCGUCUAUCCUGUACGCGACACCAAAGAAAGGGACUUCCAGUACGGCUACAAUCAAAUUCUCUCAGCGCUGGUAGCAGACCGCGUUGUCUUCAACUCCCAGUACAACCUCGAGUCGUUCAUCAGGGAAGUGCCACGUCAUCUCAACCUACAGAAGGACUGUCGGUCCGACACAAGCACCAUCACGGCUAGUAUACGAGCUAAAAGUCAGGUAUUAUAUUUUCCUGUCGAGAUAACAAGACUACCGCGCCCCAGAAAAGACGCCUUAGAGCCACUGCACAUCAUAUGGCCUCACAGAUGGGAACACGACAAGGACCCGGAAACGUUUUUCCAAGUUUUGUUCCAGCUGGCAGAACUUCAGUUGAACUUCCGUGUGUCUGUUCUGGGCGAGAACUUCUCUCAAACUCCCAGCAUAUUUGAGGAAGCCUUCCAUCGCCUCAAGAACUUCAUCGUCAACUGGGGUUAUGCGCAGACUAGGGAUAAGUAUUGGGAAAUACUGCACUCGGGUGACGUUGUGGUGUCGACCGCUCAUCACGAGUUCUUUGGGGUUGCCAUGCUGGAGGCUGUGGGCGCAGGCUGCCUCCCACUCUGUCCCAAUCGUCUUGUUUAUCCAGAAAUUUACCCAAAAGAGUGUUUGUACAACACGCAGCAGCAGCUGGUCAAAGCGCUGGCUAACUUCUGCCGUUCCCCUCACCAUCUGCGCUCCGCGCUGCGACCAUCUCUGGAUCUGAAUAAUUUCAGCUGGUCUACUCUAAGACCUCAGUACGCUCGCCUUCUCGAUCUUGCCGACUGAAAUUUAUAGGAACCUGGUAUGGAACAUGUGCCUACUGACACAUUCUAGGAACAUGUGUCUACCGACACAUGUUUUUCGAGCAUCUGUGAACGUGGGCAGCAUAAAAGACGUAAUUUAUGAUGGUUUCUAGCAGUUGGGAAAUUGAAUGCGUCUGCUCUGAACAUGUAAUGAAUUAUUGAACAGGUAAUGAAUGAUUUCGUUUGCCAAACUGAAAUGAUAGAUUCAAUUGAUUUAGUUCGGUUUUGAUUAAACUGAGCCCUGGACUAAAGGGCAUCUAUUCCUUAUGUUAUUUUUCGCUCAGACGUUCGUCGUCAAAUGCAAUUUUUUGUCAUCAAAUGCUACGGUUAAUAGCUCAUACUAAGGUCGGGUAUCAUUGUUAAUUUUAUAAAUAUCUAAGUAGAAAGGAGAGUGGCCUGUAGUAGGUAUUGUAGGUAACUUAGUCUGUCUGAUGUCGUCAAGUAGUUAGUGACUAUCACGUCUUGAAGUUGAAAAUUACUAUUUCCGUCUCGAAGUUGCCGUUGACUCGAGUAUCUUGUAGCUGUUGCUUGGUGGUUUAUCUCAUAGCUGUUGCUAGGUGGUUUAUCUCAUAGCUGUUGCUAGGUGGUUUAUCUCAUAGCUGUUGCUAGGUGGUUUAUCUCGUAGCUGUUGCUAGGUGGUUUAUCUCGUAGCUGUUGCUAGGUGGUUUAUCUCGUAGCUGUUGCCAGAUGGUUUAUCUCGUAGCUGUUGCUAGGUGGUUUAUCUCGUAGCUGUUGCUAGGUGGUUAAUCUUGUAGCUGUUGCCAGAUGGUUUAUCUCGUAGCUGUUGCCAGAUGGUUUAUAUCGUAGCUGUUGCUAGGUGGUUUAUCUCGUAGCUGUUGCUAGGUUGUUCAGUUCAGUUUGCUGGGUGAUGUCUUGCCGUAAAAUUAAUGGUUAGAUUUCCAGCCGUAAUUGGUGGGGUUAUUCCUACCGUAGUAGAAAUUAACUAAAAGGCCAUCACGUAGCUAUAGUUUAUUGGACCAUCAUGUAGCUUUAGUUGAUAGGGCCAGCAUGUUGCUAUAGGUGAUUAGACUAUAAUGUAGUUUUAGCUGAUGGGCCAAACAUGUAGCCAAAAUUGGUUGGGCUAUCAUGUAGCUGUAGUUCUUUGAGCUAUUUGUAGUUGUAGUUGAUAGGGGGCAAACGUGUAGCCAUAGUUGUUGGGCUAGCAUGUUGCUAUAAUUGAUUGGGCUAUAAUGCAGUCGUAGUUGUUAGGGCUUGGAUUUUGCCAAAGUUAGUAGGGCUAGCAUGUUGCCAUUGUUGUUUGGGCUGUCGUGUGGCCCUAGUUUAAUGAGCUAUCAUGUAGCCAAAGUUGGAUAGCCUAUCAGGUAGCUAUGGUUGAUUGACUAUCAUGUGGCCUUGUCCGGUUAGACUAUCGUGUAGCUGAAUUUGAAUGGGGGCCAUCAUGUCGUUGUAUCUGAAUCAACUAUCAUACAUCUGUACUUCAACGGGCGACCAUUUAUCUGUUUGAAUUGGCUAUUAUUUAUACGUAUUUGGAUGGGUUAUCAUGUAGCUGUAAUUGGGUGGGCCAUCAUGUAGCUUUAGCAUAAUUAGCGAUUAUGAAGUUGCAGUUCAAUGGCUUACUUUCUUUUUGCCGAGGUUUAUAGGUCGAUUUCAUAGCCGCCGCAGGUGGCUCAAUUUUGUCGAUCUCACGAGUUUCUCUGUGGAAAAUGUAACAUCCAUCAGCUUGGUGAACGUUUUGAAAUGCCUGAGAUGGUCAUGUAGUUCUGACCGCCCCUGAAAUGUGUUCGUACAGAAUCUCAAUACUAACCUUAAAAUCCUUGGUAAAUCUUUGCCAUCAGGCACUAUUCGUUUCUAAUGCAGAGACUAUUGUGUCUUUGAAUUGUAUUUUUUUUUGUUUAAUAAACUUUUUCAAAUAAUAUCUUAAUCGGUUCCUUACGUCCAGUUAACGUAUUGCUAUUCGUAACGCGACAUAUCUAAACAAGGCAUGAGCUAAAUUUCCUCUACCAUGCAUAAUUAAAAGGACUUACAGAGCCUGGCUUCUGUCCAAACAAUCGGCGAGUACUUCAAGAAACAGUCAAUGCCUGCAUCAUUUUUUUAUGUUGAAUUUCUAAAUCUGAGAUUCGAUCAAUAUAAUUUUUUCUGGUCAAUUUUUUCCUGAUAGGACAUUGUAAAAUCAACUGCCAGUGCUUUCAAUUGGGAGAAAAUAUUUAUUUUCUGAAUACGCGGAUAGCUUGCUUUCGCCUUUCAGGAUGCCAAGUAAUUUGCAUUAAUGAUGUAAAUGAUUUGGCGUGUUGCAGCUCCACAAUUUUUCCAAUGGCCUUCUUAAAAACUAUGUUUUUCUCAGGCAGACGUUUUUCAUGAACUAAAAAGUUUCAGUAACGCCCUCCGAAAGUCUUACCGGAAAGGAUACAAAAAUUUUUCACUUUUGCCUUCAAUUAACUCCCUGUUAUGUUAUCCAUGUUAAUUUGAGGCACAUCGGGCUUAAAUUUAAUCACGGACAAGCGGUUAGAUAUAUAAAAGAAUGUCGGGCCCAGACGAAGUGGGAUUGCAAAAAUACUGUCCUGUUAUUGGAAAAGAAUGAAUGCUAUAAAU